This is a messenger RNA of Tinamus guttatus (white-throated tinamou), 2469 nucleotides long. RefSeq names its product Rho guanine nucleotide exchange factor 4 (gene ARHGEF4). The record is from RefSeq and is a predicted model, not a curated record. Gene Ontology annotation, molecular function: protein binding; guanyl-nucleotide exchange factor activity. Gene Ontology annotation, biological process: intracellular signal transduction. NCBI's taxonomy places the organism in Eukaryota, Metazoa, Chordata, Aves, Tinamiformes, Tinamidae.
CAUCAUGUCCCCAUCUCUCAACUUAUGAAGGUAAAGAUAUGCCAUGUCGGCCAAUGAGUCCUAAACCACAGAGUCCACGGUCCACUUCUCAAUGCAAGAGCUUUCCUUAUCCUGGAAGAAUAUGUGCCACCUCCAUGAUCUCUCUUGGGAACACCACUGCAAUGGACAGCAGUUUGGAAGCUCCCGAGAGGCCAAAGACACUGAAACCCAGAGGUAGUCUUUUACUUUCUGUACACUCGUUGGACAGUGAAUACCAGAAGGAUGACAGUGGGAUAAGCAGUCAGUCCCAGAUCAGCUUAAACACAGCCUCUUCCAUUAGUGACAUACUCAGAGAUGAGGAGUCUAAACAUCAGUGUCAGACACCACCUGAGAAGAGGCCAAGUGAGAAAUGGGUUCCCCAUCACAAAAGGAGGCCCCCCCAGGUUCCACCAUCCCCACGCCCUCUCUCGGCCCUGGAGAGCCAAGCCCGGAGGCUUUCCUUUCUUGCUCCAGAUGAAAAAGCCAAGGAGAUUCCAGAGAGGAGAAGGAAGACACCUAAACCCCUUUAUAAGUGCUUCAGCUUCGAUGAUGUCUGGAUGGAGAGGAGCCAAAAAGGGAAGCUAGAGAAGGAGACACAGCCAGAGAGAGGAAAUGAAUUGCAGCACCUCCCAGAGCACCAGUUAAAAGCUGAGAUGGGCCCAUCUGUUUCUCCUGCCAUUGCCUUUGACGUUCUGCCACUUAAGCUGCAUCCGUUUUCCCAGAGCACUCCAACAGGCUUAGACUGUGUCGGCUGGAAGCAGCGUGUUGCUUUUCCUGUGAUCGCUGAUGGGGCGCUGGAUAAGACGGCUCUGGCAGACGACGCUGGGAGCGAGGAGGACCUGUAUGAGGACUUCCGGAGCGGCAACCACCGCUACGGCCACCCUGGUGGCGGCGGGGAGCAGCUUGCCAUCAAUGAGCUCAUCAGUGAUGGCAGCGUGGUGUAUGCAGAAGCCCUCUGGGACCAUGUCACGAUGGAUGACCAGGAGCUGGGAUUCAAGGCCGGCGAUGUCAUUGAAGUAAUGGACGCAACCAACAAGGAGUGGUGGUGGGGGAGGAUUCUGGACAGUGAAGGCUGGUUUCCAGCCAGCUUUGUACGGCUUCGAGUAAACCAGGAUGAGCCUAUGGAGGACUAUCCUCUAAAGGUGGAGGGUGGCAAAGACGACGACUCCAGCGGUGGCACCCGGCGCUUUGGGAUGGGACAGACCACCAAAGACCAAAUGAGGACCAAUGUCAUCAACGAGAUCAUAAGCACAGAGAGAGACUACAUCAAACAUCUGAAGGACAUCUGCGAGGGUUACAUUAAGCAGUGCCGCAAAAGAGCUGACAUGUUUACAGAAGAACAGCUGAAAACAAUCUUCGGGAAUAUUGAAGACAUCUACAGGUGCCAAAAGAAAUUUGUUAAAGCACUGGAAAAGAAGUUCAAUAAAGACCACCCACACUUGAGUGAGGUUGGCUCAUGCUUCUUGGAAUAUCAAACAGAGUUUCAGAUCUACUCUGAAUACUGCAACAACCACCCCAACGCCUGCAUGGAGCUGUCCCGGCUCACCAAAGUGAACAAGUACGUCUACUUCUUCGAGGCCUGCCGCCUGCUGCAGAAGAUGAUCGACAUCUCCUUGGAUGGGUUCCUGCUAACACCUGUGCAGAAGAUCUGCAAAUACCCAUUGCAACUGGCUGAACUGCUUAAAUACACCAACCCUCAGCACAGGGAUUUUAAAGACGUUGAAGCUGCCUUAAAUGCCAUGAAGAACGUUGCUCAGCUCAUCAACGAGCGCAAGCGGCGGCUGGAGAACAUUGACAAAAUUGCUCAGUGGCAGAGUUCAAUAGAAGACUGGGAGGGUGAAGAUGUCCUAGUCAGAAGCUCAGAACUCAUCUAUUCUGGGGAAUUAACCAAAAUCUCCCAUCCUCAAGCCAAGAGCCAGCAGAGGAUGUUCUUCCUUUUUGAUCACCAGCUUGUCUGCUGCAAGAAGGAUCUUCUGCGCCGGGACAUCCUUUAUUAUAAAAGUCGGAUCAACAUGGAUGAUAUGGAAAUACUGGAUGUAGAGGAUGGGAAGGACAAGGACUUCAACACCAGUGUGAAAAAUGCGUUUAAGCUGCACUGCCGAGACACAGAGGAAGUCCAUUUAUUCUGUGCAAAAAAGCCUGAGCAGAAGCAGCGCUGGCUGAAGGCGUUUGAGAGUGAAAGGAGGCAGGUUCAGCUUGACCAGGAGACUGGCUUUUCCAUCACGGAGGUGCAGAAGAAGCAGGCGAUGCUGAACGCCAGCAAGCAGCAGCCACCGGGGAAGCCGAAGGCUGUCACCCGGCCCUACUAUGACUUCCUGAUGCGGCAGAAGCACCCCACGCUGCCCACCACGCUCCCGCAGCAGCAGGUCUUCAUGCUGGCAGAGCCCAAGCGCAAGCCCUCCAACUUCUGGCAGAACAUCAGCAGGCUGACGCCCUUCCGCAAGUAGGGGC